AUGACAGCGUGUGCCUCGUCCAUCAUCAACUGCAGCAGCAGUAGCACUGUAAGAGGUUUGGCGGCGGUACUGGGUAUUCGGCCACCGUUGCCUUUCCACUUUUUCAAGCGAUGGAGAUUGCACGACUUCCACACCUCCAAGUGGGCCCGCACCAACCCCUCUGCGCAUAUAAAGCGGACGCGUCUUGGUCGCAGCUGCAUCGACCAGCCAACGAUGGACAUGGUUUCUGUUAGCCGGUACGGCGGAUACACACAACGGGAAUCGCUGGCGACGGCGUUUCGUGUGUACCGCAGUGUGGAUCAGUCGGAAAAGGCACGGAAGGCCGGACAAGACGCACUGCGUGGGAUUCAGCUCAAGGACUUUGACUUUGACGCAGAGGAGGAGCAAGAAGUGGUGGUGGAUUUUGCCUGUCUGUACCUAAACGCGUGCGUUCUCUUUGAAGCACCUCCCACGAGUGACAUGAUGGUGCAGCUUCUGGGUUGCCUCGCAACAAAACUUCACAGCUCGUUUCACUGGGAAUGCGUCCUCUGUGCACUCAUUGUGUGCCUGCAGCCUGGAGCGGGAGAAGUAACUGCGGCUGGUGCUGCGUUUGUCAGCAUGCUUCGCCGCGCGUCGCCAGAUGUCAUGCCUGAGAGCCUCUCGCGUGACGGUGCGCUCCUCUUGCUUCUAACCAUUGCACGUGCCCUCACUCUGUUGCCGCGGACGAAUGUGAGCGAGGAGGACCGCCAGCACCUUCUCCACGUGCAACUCAAGGCGAUUGAGAUGCUGUGCGCCAGAUCUGAGGCGCCCCUCUCGCGGGAAGAGUUACUAACUGUGGUGGACGCAGUCUCCUGGCGUCAUGCUGUUAGUGAAUGCUCAUCGGCGAAUGUGGAGUGGGUGACGAAGGUGGUGCCGCACUUGCAGCUGAAGAAACACGACUCACUUGAGGCGUUAUCAGUGUCGCAGUGCACUCGGCUAUUCUGUGCCCUGUGUGUGUUACUGGCGAUGCUGCCACCUGAGACGAAAGAGUGGAACCAAGAACGGCAGUGGCAGGUGCUUGACCCAAUCGUGCGUCACCUCGACCAGCGUGUCUGUGUACAUUCUGUCGCUGAUACUGUUUGCGCGCUGGUAGGCGUACAAGCGAACAAGAACGCACGAUCAAGAUACAGGAAAUACCCAACUGCAUUACUCGAUUACCUCCGCGAGCAGCAACAGCAUGUUCAAAAAGAAGCAGACGGUGCUGUUCCUUCCUUACUAAAGGAUGACGAUAGUCUGGGGGCGCUGAAACAUGUGCUCUCGCAGCUGGCGAGCAGCGGGCAGGAUGAGUUGGGAGAUGCCGCCGAGGCAUUGGUGACGGAUUUGUGUUCAGCAGUAUCGGCGUGA
Messenger RNA from Trypanosoma grayi, 1362 nucleotides. RefSeq lists its product as hypothetical. The record is from RefSeq and is a predicted model, not a curated record. The transcript has a single exon. NCBI's taxonomy places the organism in Eukaryota, Euglenozoa, Kinetoplastea, Trypanosomatida, Trypanosomatidae. Bases 1 to 1362 code for a protein of 453 amino acids.